AUGUCUCACCUCGGCGCUCCGCCUAGCUACGAAGACUCACUAGCAUCCUCAACCUCACCCACCCAAAUUCAACCACCACCAUAUCACAACUGGCAAGAAGCCGUACCCGAUACAUCCAUUCUCCCACCACCCCCAGUAUCAGGUUACUACAGUUCAGGCACAGGCAACGCCUCGGCCACAGACGCAGAUCGCGCCCACGACUUCUGCAACACAACCCCACUCUGGACCCCCGUCCUCCCAUCCCAAACAGUCUGGAACGAGACAAACACCCACUCCAUCCGACCCAUCCAACCCCGCGAAUUCCACGGCAAACUAACCACCCCAUCCAAGGGUCAAUGGAAAGCAAGCUCGACCGAUCGAAACGGAGACUGCGCACUAUUGUCACACUUACCGCUGUACUUUGCGGCCGUGGACUCGCCGUUCGCGCAGGGCCGGAAGAAGACCAUUUACUUCGAACUCACGCUGAAGGGGCUUCGCGCGGGGCCGGACGGUGAUGCGUCUGGGUUCACGGUGGGAUUUGUCGCGGGGCCGUAUCCUUCUUGGAGGUCUCCGGGUUGGGAACGGGGGAGUUUGGGAAUCUGCUCUGAUGACGGGUGUCGAUUUGUGAAUGAUUCGUGGGGAGGGCGAGACUUUACCACACCUGUUCGUGUCGGUGAGACGGUUGGUCUGGGUAUGACCUUUGAUAUCCCUUCGCAUCCAGUGGGCGACAGCAAGGAGCAGUCGAAGUCGAAAAAGUGCAACGUGGAGGUCUUUUUCACCCGGAACGGGCGAGCUGCUGGCGGGUGGAACUUACACGAAGAGACUGAUGAGGAUGCUGGCGGGGUGGAGGGCUUAGAAGGGGACUUUGACCUGUAUGGGGCUGUUGGGUUGUUUGGUGGCGUCGACUUUGAGUCUUGCUUUGACCCUGCAGGGUGGCUCUGGAAGCCUACGUAG
Messenger RNA from Penicillium manginii, 933 nucleotides. Its product is annotated as SSH4 family protein. The coding region runs from base 1 to 933 and encodes 310 amino acids. The record is from RefSeq and is a predicted model, not a curated record. The transcript has a single exon. NCBI's taxonomy places the organism in Eukaryota, Fungi, Ascomycota, Eurotiomycetes, Eurotiales, Aspergillaceae.